Nematolebias whitei (Rio pearlfish) is the source of this 833-nucleotide messenger RNA. RefSeq names its product biogenesis of lysosomal organelles complex-1, subunit 1 (gene bloc1s1). Gene Ontology annotation, cellular component: BLOC-1 complex. The transcript has 4 exons. Gene Ontology annotation, biological process: endosomal transport. Bases 142 to 519 code for a protein of 125 amino acids. The record is from RefSeq and is a predicted model, not a curated record. NCBI's taxonomy places the organism in Eukaryota, Metazoa, Chordata, Actinopteri, Cyprinodontiformes, Rivulidae.
GAGAAGCUGGUGUUUGGUCUCGUGACUCGUCUUUCAUUGUUGCUAGUCAUCUCCUAAAUUGGAUGAGUAAAAAAAAAAAAAAAAGGUUUAUUCCGUAAAGGAGUUGACAUUCGCUCAAUUUCCACAACGACUACAAGGAAGAUGUUGUCUCGCUUGCUGAAGGAGCACCAGGCGAAUCAAAAUGAGCGGAAGGAACUUCAGGAAAAACGCAGACGUGAAGCUAUUGCUGCAGCAACCUGUCUAACUGAAGCUUUGGUAGACCAUCUUAACGUCGGUGUUGCUCAGGCAUAUGUUAACCAACGUAAACUCGACCAUGAGGUGAAGACUCUGCAAGUACAGGCGAGCCAAUUCUCCAAACAAACUGCACAGUGGAUCAGCAUGGUGGAGGGAUUCAAUCAGGCUUUAAAGGAAAUUGGGGAUGUUGAGAACUGGGCUCGCAGUAUUGAGAUGGACAUGAGAACAAUCGCCACAGCUCUGGAAUAUGUUCACAAGGGACAACUUCACUCUGCUGCUUCGUAAAGUUCAGUGUUUGUGUGGGACUUUUACUACUGAAUAUAUAUAAACUGGAUUAAAACAUUCAUCCGGUCCAGUGGAGCUCAUUCAGUGAUGACUACUCAUCUGCACGCUCCUCUGAGUGGACUUAAGCCAAUAUUUUUCAGAUGGAUAUCAACAGUUUGUUGUUGCAUUUUAAAUUUUUUAUUAUUUUUUUUGCACUACUACUGAGAAGUGUGAGCACAAUAUUUGAUUGGGGAAAAAUUAAGAAUAGAUCCAACAUUUUGGUUGUGUGGAUGUCUUUAUGCAAGCCUUGUUUUUUUGUUUUUUUUUUGCAAAUU